This is a messenger RNA of Vollenhovia emeryi, 2956 nucleotides long. RefSeq names its product DNA replication factor Cdt1 (gene dup). The record is from RefSeq and is a predicted model, not a curated record. Gene Ontology annotation, cellular component: nucleus. NCBI's taxonomy places the organism in Eukaryota, Metazoa, Arthropoda, Insecta, Hymenoptera, Formicidae. Gene Ontology annotation, biological process: DNA replication preinitiation complex assembly; mitotic cell cycle; DNA replication checkpoint signaling. The transcript is spliced from 6 exons. Bases 178 to 2328 code for a protein of 716 amino acids. Gene Ontology annotation, molecular function: DNA polymerase binding; DNA binding.
GGUUGCUUCGUAAUCAGCUGACCACCUAACGGCUGCUAACGGCUCAGCGACGUUGUUUCGCGCCAACGGGACAAAAAGGCGGGCUUUCGCGUGACACGGCGAGGCGCAGGUAAGACACCGAGGCACCCGAGUUAAUAACCUGUGCGCAUUUGCGAGAUCGGUGUACGUAAGGUAGCUAUGUCGCAGCCGUCAGUGACCGCUUACUUUAAUACGCGCAAACGGCAGGCGUGCGACGAUUUACGCGGCAAGUCUAAGAUUUUGUUGCGGGAGGGGGUUAACCAAGCGCCGAUAGCGCAGAGUGUCGGCAACUCGGAGCGGCCCGCGGCGUCCUCGGACGAGGCAAGUUUCCCUCGGGCAGGAGUCAGCCCGAAAGUCGUGUCGAAGGAAGGCGCUCGGGUAAACAAGGCGGUGCGCAAUAUUCGGUUCGACUCCUCGAGAGCGGCCCCCGAGAGAACGGGCAGACCCAAGGCGCGAGCCACUCGCUCUCGCACACUGCCUUCCACGGAUGGAAGCCAGACAGACAUAAGAGAUAGCUUCUCCAAGGUGGCCAGCGAUCCGGAGGCCAAGAAAGUUCCCUUCGAGAAGAAAGGUGCGCUUAGCCCGAAGAAGAAGCCGCAGACCCCCAAGAAAGCACCCGCCGUUUCGAGGGACAACCUGACGAGCGAGGCCGAAGAGAAAUUACCUGCCAGCGGUUCUCUCACUCCCCCGUCGUCAACCAAGCUGUCGACGAUGGAAAAACUUGCGAGGAGUGAAAAUUUGAGUUUGACCGACAUCAAAAACCGAAUCAACAAGUCCUCCAGAUUGGCAGAAUUGAAAGCCAUAACGCGGCGAAUUGCAAAUUCCGAUCGGACAUUGGAGCAGUUGCAGAAUCAGCAAAAGCAGCCUCAGAUGCAAAAGUUUGACAAGGUGGAACUGGAAAUCCCUGUAAGUCCACAAAAGACAUAUAAAUCUCCGACCAAGGGAUUGUUGACUCCAACCAAGAACGAAGAUCUCUCAAAGGCGAUCAUGAGUCCUCAGAGACGAAUUUUGUUUGAGCCCAAAGAAACGACGCAGAGUCCAGGAAAAUCCAGUCCUAGUAAGGCCUAUCAGAGAUAUCUGUCCCUGGCCGAAAGCGAGAUAUCUGGAUUGACAUUGCCUUACAACUACCGAUUUCUAGCUGAAAUAUUCAGAAGUGUAGAUACGGUCUCGGCCAUGCUGUUUAACAGAAAAGAAUUGAUAACGUUCAAUAAACUGAAACCUGCUGUUCAAGAGUUGCUACGUCGUAACUUUACACUGGAGCAUCUAGCUAAAAUAAAAACGGUUUACCCUGACGCUUAUACUUAUCAUCAGGAGAAACAUCGAAAUUUUGGUUCGGUGUCUAAGCAAGAAAAAUACGAGCUGGUUCUAACACCUGUAGUUGAGAAAAUUAAUGGCAGAAAUACGCCUGAUGCGGAUAACGUAUUGAAAACUGCGUCCGAAAGUAAUAUGAGCCCGACGAUAUUGCUGGAAAGAAGGAAGAAAUUUUACAACGCUUUGCUAGAGAGGGUGAAGAAUGAACACGAGAAAUUUUUGUUGAGCUUUGAGUCACCGAGUUUGAUGAAUAUACCGAGAGAGAAAAUAGUACGCUGGCAUCCCGAGUUCAAUGUGGAGUCUUGCAAGCAAAUUGAGCAAGCUGUGUUACCGCGACCACCUCACGUUGAAAAGCAAAGCGCUAGAGAUGUUCUUGACAAAGCUAAAUCUUUGUUCCAUUGUGGUACACGUAUGGAGAAGGCAUUGCAAAAGCUCGCCGAAGCAAAUCUAACUUCCAAGUCCAAAUCGCCAUCUUCUACAGAAGAUUCCACAACCCAAACAACAGAGGAUGGCAUUCCAAAAGUUAACAUCGCCAUUGUGGCCACUCCGCCGAAUACGCCAUCCAUACAAAUUACUGAUCAUCUUAGUACGCUAUUUAAAGGCAUCCCCAAGGCACUGCUCGAAAAGGUGCGUGCUAAGCAAGCGGCUAAGGCAUUGGAAGCAAUGACGAGACCACCGAAUGCAGACAAGGAGGCUGCACUGUAUUCCAGACUUCCCGAAUUAGCGAAGCUUCUUCGCAAUAUUUUCGUGGCGGAGAAGAAGGGCGUUUUACCAAUGGAAGUAGUUAUGCAAAAAUUGGACAACUCUUUCAGAACGAAAUUAACGUUGCAAGAAAUGGAGGAGCAUAUAAGACAGCUGUGCAAACUCCUACCUACGUGGACCAGUAUACAUAACGUACGAAAGGUGGAUUAUUUGAAAUUAGAUAAAAACGUUGAACUCGCUAAAAUAAUUAAACAAUUAGAAAUUUUGGCCAAUGAUAAAGUCACGACGUCAUCCUAAUUUGUACAUUCUGAUAUAGUUUUUUUCGAAUAUGUCUGCACACUUCACCUAGUUGUGAAACUAAUUAUAUUGCUAUAUUUAAGUUGGAAACGCUUCAUUUUUUUGCAUACUUACAUCUAUAUCGUGAUGAAAAGAUGAUUGUAUAAUGCAUCUUGCUAGACAUAUACACACACUAGCACGUGUAAUUGAUGACUUACCAUUUGUUCUUUACACUUCACAGAGCAUCUUUGAUAACUAUAAAGUACGAAAUAAAUUGUAACAAAUGGGGAUACGCAUGGCACACAUUUAACAUUUACUUUUCCUAUUAUAGAGAUUAUUUUCCUUUAUUAAAUUGAAGGUUUGUUUAUUCAGCAAAAUGCAAUGACAUAUUCAAUGUAUAAUAUACAUAUAUAGUACGAAGUUAUUUUCAGAAAAAUGUCAAUGUUAUUUUCGGUAUUACAGUUGUAUUGUAAAAGGCUUCUUAAAUUUCUCAAGCAAACCCGCUGACGAUGUAUGCAAUGCUUUUGAUACUUGAUAUUGAUAUUUAUUAAUAAAGCUAUCGAAAAUUGUAAUUAUAUAUAUAUUGUGUAUUACGCAUGCCACAUAUGACAUGUACAUGUAUUUUAUUAAAAUACGUUUAUCAAUGUAA